Molecule: messenger RNA, 2419 nt
Organism: Anthonomus grandis grandis
Lineage: Eukaryota; Metazoa; Arthropoda; Insecta; Coleoptera; Curculionidae
Product: transferrin
Exons: 12
Coding region: 122-2233 (703 amino acids)
Biological process (GO): protein targeting to ER
Cellular component (GO): signal recognition particle receptor complex
Source: RefSeq, a predicted model, not a curated record
AUCGAGGGAAUAAAAAUAAAGAUAGUAUUAUCCGGUCUUCAAUGGUUUAAACUGUUCAGAUAGACGUUACUCGAGCAGAAGCGGCGGUCGUUAUUCAAGCGUACAUUUUGGCGCCAAUGAUAUGGCUAAUUUAAAAGUUUUUGAGCUUUAUUGUAUGUUAAUAGUAGUUUUUAUUUCUGGAACUUACGCUGAAAAAUAUAGAGUCUGCGUCGUAGAUGGCAAAAACGAUCACAAGCAAUCAAGGCAAUACUGCCCAAGAUUAGAUCAAGAAGAUAGUCCCGUAGAAUGUGUUGUAGCGACUGAUAGGUUGGAUUGUCUGAGAAGAAUUCAUAAAGGUAGGGCAGAUUUUGGUGUAUUUACUCCAGAAGAUUUAGUGGCUGCCGCGAAUAGUGAUGUUGAUAUAUUACUUACGAAUGAAAUUCGAUAUUUUCCAGAUACAAAAUUUGAGAUUGAGAUUGUAGCCGUAUUUUCUAAUAGCGCAGGCAUUCGCAGUAAACAUGACCUUCCUGGUAAAAAAUAUUGUCAUCCUGGAUAUGGUUAUGAAGCAGAUUGGACUCGAAUUUUGGCUAAUUAUUUUGAAGCAUCUGUAGUAACUCCACAAUGUCAUUCAAAUCUAACAAUAACCGAAAAUCGGGUUAAAGCAUCUUCCGACUUUUUUGGAGCUGCCUGUAAAGCUGGACCUUGGACUUCCGAUGCCGCUUUAGACUUUCAACUAAAAUCCAAAUACCCAAAUUUAUGCAAACUCUGUGGAAACCCAAGCACUUGCUCACAAAAUGAUAAAUAUUGGGGCCGUAGAGGUUCGUUACUCUGUCUUACAGACGGCGCUGGGGAUAUAAGCUGGGCAAGAUUGGAAGAUGUGCAGCAACAUUUUGGAUUUACACCUGGUACCAUACCAACUAAUCCAGAAGGUUAUAGUUUGCUUUGUCCAGACAAUACUAUCAUGCCAUUAAAUUCCACAAAUCCAUGUAUAUGGGUUGUGAAACCUUGGCCCGUAAUUGCUACACAAAGGAAGAAAGCCCAGAAAAUACAGACUAUUAUUACUUCAUUAGUCUCAACAGAUGAGGAAACUUGGCAGUCAAAUUUAUAUGACCUAAUAAAUCCUAUAAAUUCUGUAGUAAAACCUAUAAAUCCAAUUAUUGGUAUUCAAACUUACUUCCACAAUUCAAAAGGUUUUCUGAAUGCCAAUAGCUUCUCGGGCUGUCAUCCUCCAAGAACCAUUCGGAUUUGUACAAGCUCAAAUAUUGAAACAGCUAAAUGUUCAUGGUUAAGAGAGUCAGCUGCAGUUUAUGGUAUAGAGCCAGACCUGGACUGCUUAAAAGCCGAUAACAAAACACACUGUAUGAUGGCUCUCGCUGAUAAUGCGGCUGAUGUUGUUCUUAUUGAGCCAGAUCAGGUUCAUCAGGCCAAACGAGAUUUCAACCUGAAGACGUUAUUUUAUGAAACUGUCCACGACUCUAAAAAAUACCUAACAUCUAUUAUAUUAAGAAAGGACCUUAAUAUAAAUAAUCUAGAAGACCUCCAUGGUGUUAAAGCAUGCUUUCCUAUAUAUGACGGAGUUGCCUGGAAUUCCGUAGUAUACACCCUUCAAAAAAAUAAACUUAUUGGAUGUGAGGUAGAUAAAGAAAUGGCAAAUUUCUUUGGAGAAUCAUGCGUGCCUAAUUCACCAAAAGAUAGCCCAGAAUCUUUUAGAAAACUGUGUCAAGCUGAUGAUUUCACUGGAGAAAUGGGUGCUCUCCGUUGUUUAUCGAGUGGAGCUGGAGAUGUUGCAUUUGUUUCCAAAAAUUCUAUGAUUAACUUUUUAAACGAUAAAUAUCCCAGCCAUCAUGCAGAUACCUCCUUUUUAAAAAUCGCAUGCCUAAAGAAAAAUGGCUCUUGUCAUCUGAGUUGGGCCCCUCUUGGACAAGCUAUGGUGCGAUCCUCUAGCUCAGAUAUGUGGGUAAAAGAUACCUAUAAUGUAUUUCUACAAUUGGAUGCCUUGUUUGGAAAAGAUUUUAAAGAUCCAACAAGUCCGUUUAAUCUGUUUGGGAGAUAUGACGGGGUUCCCAAUGUACUCUUCCACGAUUAUACAGAGAAGUUAAGAAAUAUCCCUACAGUUAAAAACACUGACUUGAUGGAUUUGCCCUAUGCCAAUAUUUUAGCCGAAGAAAAAAUAUGUAUCUCCGAAUCAGCUAUUCUGUCAGGAAAUUUUAUAGUAAUGAUGUUGGCAAUGGUAUUUAGUAUUUUAAUUUGUUAAAAAUGUAGAAAUAAUAUUUGCAAAUGUAUUUCCUUGAGAUAAGUUUUUAAGACUAAAAAUAAUAAUAAUCAUAAGAAGCUAGUGAUCGUCUUAUAGCUGUAAUAAUCUGUGAUAUUAUUACGUAAAAAAAGUCUGAAUAAGAAUGUAUGUAUAAAAAUUAAUCCGAAAUAUAUUUAUUUUGUUUUA